Molecule: messenger RNA, 3216 nt
Organism: Fukomys damarensis (Damara mole-rat)
Lineage: Eukaryota; Metazoa; Chordata; Mammalia; Rodentia; Bathyergidae
Gene: Cep43
Product: centrosomal protein 43
Exons: 14
Coding region: 1-1443 (480 amino acids)
Biological process (GO): microtubule anchoring
Cellular component (GO): centrosome
Molecular function (GO): protein binding
Source: RefSeq, a predicted model, not a curated record
AUGUGGCAAGGGUCCAUAGGCGCCCAGGCUUCCUCCCCAGCCCCGCCUUUGCACCCUCCCACCCUGGAGUCAUCCCCCUUUGCUGAGGCAUUAGACUCUGAUCUGGACCCCGACCCUCCCACACCAUAUUGGUGGACAGUCACAGGUGCCAGACGGCGUGUCUCCGUAGAAGGCGUGAGAGACUUCCGCCCCCCCUACGCAGGCCUGAGCUGCGGACACUCGCUCUACGAUUCCGCGAAGCUUCUAACAAUUCUGAUAUUAACAAGCCCCCGAAGGAGCCGCAGAGCUCUGCUCUGCGCUGGAGGCCUAGAAUUCUUGUCCUUUUUAUUCUCCUUUUUUCUUUCAAAGGCUGAGCUCCGCGCAGCUGUGUUUUUAGCACUAGAAGAGCAAGAAAAAGUAGAGAAUAAAACUCCUUUAGUCAAUGAGAGCCUGAAAAAAUUUUUAAAUACAAAAGAUGGUCGUUUAGUGGCAAGUCUUGUUGCAGAAUUUCUUCAGUUUUUUAACCUUGACUUUACCUUGGCUGUUUUUCAACCUGAAACUAGCACAUUUCAAGGUCUUGAAGGGCGAGAGAAUCUAGCCCGCGAUUUAGGUAUCAUUGAGGCAGAAGGUACUGUGGGUGGACCCUUACUAUUAGAAGUGAUUAGACGCUGUCAGCAGAAAGAGAAAGGGCCUGUGAAUGGGGAAGGUGCUCUGGAUCUUUCUGAUGUACAUUCUCCACCAAAGUCACCAGAGGGAAAAACAAAUACACACACAACCUCUAGUAAGAUACCAAGGUAUAAAGGACAAGGUAAGAAGAAGACAAGCGGGCAGAAGUCUGGUGACAAGAAGGCCAACAGUGAGGCCAGUCUGAGUGAUACAGCUAUCUCCUCAUCAGAACCAAAGAGCAAAAGCAGCCUGCACUCACUGACCCAUGAAACAAAAAUUGGAUCUUUUUUAAGCACUCCUACUUUAGAUGUCAAAGACAAAGCUGGCCUUUGUACAGGUGAAGAUGACAUGGAAGGAGAUUCUUUCUUUGAUGAUCCCAUUCCUAAACCAGAAAAAACUUACGGUUGGAGAAGUGAACCUAAGAAGCAAGCAGGAAGUCUGGCCUCACUCUCAGAUGCUCCGCCCUUAAGGAGUGGACUCACCUCUCUGGCAGGAGCCCCCUCAUUAAAAGACCCUGAGAGUAAAAGGGGAAGUACAGUUUUGAAAGAUCUGAAAUUGGUUAAUGAAAAAAUUGGAUCACUUGGAUUAGGGACUGGAGAAGAAGAUUAUGUUGAUGACUUUAAUAGUGCCACCCAUCGCUCAGAAAAAAGUGAACUAAGUAUUGGUGAAGAGAUUGAAGAAGAUCUUUCAGUGGGAGUAGAUGACAUCAAUACCAGUGACAAACUUGAUGACCUCACACAAGACCUCACUGUUUCCCAGCUCAGUGAUAUUGCGGAUUAUCUGGAAGAUGUUGCAUAGACAUGAAGAGAAAGUAUUCAAAUUAACAAUGGACUGAUCAACUCCAUUUUGGGUUUUUUUAUUUUUGGACAAUCAGGUCUUUGCUGGAAAGUAUGCGCCCUGUUGGUGCCUUGCAUUGCAAAAAGACUGCAGAUUUUUAAAAAAGUAACUUUCCAUUUUACUAAAAAAAAUGUGUCCUAAGUGAGCCCAUGUGUGGACGAUUUAAUAUUCUUAUUUUGGUUUAGCUAUACAUUUCUCUCUGGUAAUUAUCUAACUCAAGUUUAUUAUGGGAGAUAAUCCAUUGAAACAUCAAUGUUAAGAUCAUGAAAUGUUUGGUUGGGAAUUUAGCCCAGUGGUAGGGGCCCUGGAUUUGGUCCUAAGUACCAAAAAAAUUUUAUAAAGCCUGAAAGGUGUCAGUGAAGCUGUAGACUUGCACAUCUCUGCGUUUGUGUGGCUGCUGAUACCCAUGAUCCUUGAAAACCAUAGCUUCAGCCAUCUGACAGCAAAGCUUACCUAGCUACUCAGUGUAUUUUUUUAUGACAUUUACUCAAUAUUCUUUAAUAUGUGGGUUUUCUUGUGUUAUGUGAUUUUUUUUGUCAUUUGAAUAUUUUAAAAUGUCAGGAUUUAUAUGACUCAGAAGGCCUCUUUGCUUCCUUUUUGUAACAUUUUUCUUGAUGGGAAGGAGAUAAAAGUAACGCAAUAAAAGAAUACAAAAAUGUGCAGAUGCCUUGGAAAGGGAGGAGACAGUCCAAGUCCAGUAUCUCCUUCUAAACUGCAACAUGCUGUGAUCUCAUAUAUUCUGAUUCCAUGUGGGCUUUCAACAAUCAUUACAGGAUCCCAGGAAACACGACCUGGGUAGGACACAGGAUGAUGCAGACAAGUGGUAUUCUUCCAACACCACAAAAUUGGCUUCUUAAAAGUAUGUAUAACUGUGAGUUUAAAAAAAAAAAGUAAAUUAACACAUGGCUCUGGACCCUGGCUCUCACCUUAGAGAAAACAGCAACCAACUGCUUGGUCAUUAUGCUGAUUACAUUAUGGAUUUAGCCAGCUGUAUUUUGUUUCCUUUAAACAUAACUUGCUUGGCAAAUUCAUUAGGAUUAAGCCCCACGUUCUCUUUUAAUUUGUUGAGUUCAAAAUCGUGAAGAAUCCUGAUAAUCAUUAACUUUUCUUAUGUAAGUCUGUCCAUAACAUCUUUAGGAACAUCCAAUAUCAUCCAGGCCAAAAAUAUGACAAGAAACACAAUGUGUUCCAUAAUUGUGAUGAAUGCCAUCUUGAGAACAAGGACAUGCCAGAAUUGCAUAUUAUGAAAGUAUUUAUUCUCAUCUCCAGGAGUAUUUCUGUAAUCUUUGUACCUGCAAGUUAUGAAGUCUUGUUUAUCCAAAGGUGUGGUUUGGAAAAUCAACUGUCAGGAAUAUUGAUAAGCUGUUACUGACACAUCCAUUCAAAAGCUGUGUGGUGUUUGUUGAGUAGGCAUAGUAGUAAACAGGGAAAUGAUGUGUGAUGUAAAUGCAGUAGUAAAAGCAUUAGUUGCAACAGAAUAGGCAGCCAUUCCAGAAGGAAUGUCUUGCCAGGGCCAAGAUUUAGCUCAGUGGUUCUGCUGCCUGCCUGACAAGCGCAAGACCAGUUUUGUCAAACACCUAUGCUAUGAACUUUAGCAGUUACAGGUCUCCUAAACUGAGUUGCAAGUUGUCAGACAUCUACUUGGAUCUUUACAUUAUUUAAGAGAGCAAAAAGAGGAGCAAAGGAAAAGAGCCACAAAUAGUGUGACAAAUCCAUACUAUUUCUAAGUAGUCA